AUUGCUGAAGAAAAUGCCAAUUGUUAAGGAAGCCACUGAGUAGGCAAUUUAAUCCAAGGAAUGACUAACUUGAAAAAUUGAGGCCUCAUUGCUUCAGUUUUAAAAAUUACUGUUUGGUGUUUAUUAGUGGUUGAAACACUGUUUUAUGGCUAAAAGUUCCCAUACCAAAUGUCAAUCAAAAUGCACUUGUCAAUUUAGAUAGUAGCAUUUUUUCAAUAAGAAAAUAAAAAGUAUAAUAUUGUUCUUAUGUACAUUAAAUUAACCAUGAUAAAUAUAGUUCGUUAAUGUGUUAUAUCUGUACAUGUAUGCAAAUUUGAACAUCAUAAUGGAAUCUGAGACCAGUUCUGUUCCAUGUCCAUCUUAUAUAAUUAUUUGAAAAUUUCAUGAUUCAAAUUUGAAAUAAGACAUUGUGAACCAAUUAUUAAAUAAAAUGUGUAGUAUGUCAUCCAGUUUAGAUGGCUGUCAGUCUUAACUUUUGAAAAUUAAGAGUUGUGGCCCCAAAUUACACAUAAGCUUUGUCCUUUUGACUUGUGUUGAGUAAUGGACAUCAAGGAUUUUACGUAAUAUUGUAUUGACGUUUCUUUUGAUGUUCAAUUGGGUCAAUAUUGGUUGUCUGGAGGGCUUAUGCAUACUUUUAGACUAGUUGACAGACUCCAGAUACUUCUACAAUAAAUUUCGCAUUUAGAUGAGACAUUGGAAUUAUUGCAACUGCAUUAACUAAGAGUUCAGGUCUGUAGAAUUUUUAAAAAAGUGAUAUUGGCUGAAACCAAGACAUUGAUGAUUUCUGUUGGUUCAGUUUCUUUAUCCACUGCCAUUUAUAAUUUAGUGUUUAAAGCUACCAAUAUCUAAAAUGUCAUGGAAUUGGGAGAAAUUUUGAUUAUUUCAGGUCCUGCAAAAAUCACUCUGUGAGAAUGGGGACCAGAACAUGAAGCUGACGACAUCACAUUCUAGUUCUAAGACCUAGCAAUUGUGAAAAAUGGCCUCCAAAGCUCCCUUGAUUUCAUUAAUCAUUUAAAGAUACCAUGCAUAUUAUUUAAACUGUUUUCAAUUAUUUGUGUGUGUGUGAGUAAACAUUUUAAAGCUCUGUAACUUUUGUGAGUACAAUAUUGCUUUAGACACAUUAAACUUAUUUUUUAUUUUUUGAAUUAAGAAAUAUUUGAAAGUUUUCUGAUUUUUUUUAUUAAUUUAUGUAUACUACUUAAGGUAGUAAUGUAUGAAAAUAAAUUAUUUUGUCCAGAAAGUCAAAAUAAUUGAUUAGUUUCACUGGAUUUUAAAAUUAUAUCCUUAGAGGUGAGAAAAUAAUUAAUAAAUACAAAACCUGAAUAGGUGUCAGAAAAAUGUGGAAUUCUGGAGAUUCAGUGAAAAUGUUUUAAUGAUAAUUUUGUGUCAUCUGCAUCCUCUCUGUAAUUGUUUCUACAGUGUGCAAUUAAGAUGUAGCAUGUAAAAAUAAUGUCAAUGACUGUCUGUGUGACCUUAAUGUUGAACCUAAAUGCUCCAGUAAAAUAUUGAGAGGGAAAAUUUCACAUCACCUACUUUGGACUAGAACAUUGUGCUUCAGAAAGUACUAUAAAAAUAAGUGUCUUGAUAAUGCAUAAUUAAAACAGAAACCUGAAAGUGAAGUACAUUUAAACCUGUCUACAGCAGAAAACUGCUUUUGCCGAGAAAAAUCUCAGAACGGAAUAUCAUAACAAAAUAAAAUGGAUUCAUCUCCACCUCAAAUAGCAGAAUAACGAUUAAAAUUUUGAAAAAUUUCACGAAAAAUACAAAGAACAAAACUAAAUAGACUGAAAUCAGAUUCAACACAUGGCAACAUUUUUUGGCUCUGUAUCAUUAAAUGACUCCUAAAUAAAGUGCUUUAGGACAUUAAAAACUACAAUUUUGUGUCUGAAGACCUCAAAGAAACGCUUCUACCACCAUAAUCUGCAGCAUAAGAUCUUGAACAUUCUAUUACGUUUCUGUUAGCUGGACGCUUCAUGAUAUUACGCCACCUGCUCAGAGAUGUGCAGAAUCUGCAACUAAAUGUGAAUGAGAGGGGCAGAGGCAGAGAGAAAUGGAGAGAGAGAUGGAAAUGAAGGGCAGAACAACGUUUGUCAGGUUCUGCUAGUUUAUCAAUGAAUUGCAAGAAAUAAAAAAUCAACAAAAACAGGGAAAACAGGACAAACAUUUAAUCUGGAUUUUCUGCUGUAGCAGAAGGAUUAUGGAAAUAGUACUCUUCAAAGACAUUUUGGCACACAACUUUUGACCACAAUACUGCGAGCGUUCUCUAAAUUGUUCUACUCGUCAUCAACUCAGCGACUGCCUUCCCACAAUUCCAUUGUCAACUUAAGGAAACAUGGUGACACUUUUGGGAAUGGAACGGUGUGCUGACGACUCACAUUAAGGAUUCAGAGCGGCAGCGACCAAGUCACACUUGUUUCAACCUUCAAAAUCAGACCAAAGCAUGAGAAAGAUUCCCUGACAUUGGGUAUAAGUGAAAAACCAUUGAUCAUUCUUUCAUAUCAGAGCAUGAAACUUCGCACUCUGCCGUUCCAAAGAGAAUGCCAGAAAUGUAAAAAUAAAUUUCCUUCUUAGCAAGUUAUUAAUCACUUUCAAUUCUGCAAAACUUCUGUUUCCUUGUUAGAUUUCAGUCUUAAAGAGGUCAUUUCCACAUACAAAAUUGUUCCGUUCUGAGAUUUUUUUUCUGGGAUGGCAUGUUUGUGUCUUAAAAAGAUUCCGUCUUAAGUUUUACUUUACUGUCAUUUUUAUCUUUGCACGAUUGUGAAAUGUUUUAAAAUGAAUUUCAUUACACUGACGGUGAAUCUUCUUAAAUGCUUUUGUACAGAAUAUUCUGUAUAAUUAUCUAGAGAAGAAAAUUAAGAAGAUUCUGUGAAUAUGGACUUGGAAACAGUAUAUAUUGGGCUAGUUUCAGAUAAAUACUCUUCCUUGCUCAUGUAUUAAAGAGAUUUGAGUCAUGAUGUGAAUAAAGGAAUAGCUUCAAAUCAUGUGAAAAUUGUUUGUUCUCAAAUGUGUUAAAAGAGAGCAAAGGAAGAAAAAGGGCAUACUUGUAAAUUUGCUUCACAAGAUUAUAUUUGUUAAAUAUUUCAUGAUAGUGGCUAUGGAAAUGUAUCGCUCUCUCAAUGUUUAUAUGUUAAUAUAGAAUACUUUAUGAUUGGAUAAUAAGUUCCUGUGUAGAUUACCUGUGUAAAAUGAUGCCCUUGUUGAUAAUAUGAUUUAUUUUAAGAACAUUCUUUUAGAACAUUGUAUAAUUUGUAUGUGACAAAAAUCUUGUUUUACUUACAAUGGAAGAUGCUGAUGAUUGAAUUAAAGUUUUGCAACUUAAUACUAUGAAUAAUAUUCUGAUUAAAACCAGCAGAACUUUCCAAUAACAACAGACAUUUUAUUAUCCAUAAUUUUCUGGUUACUCUCCACUUACCAUAUUCCUGGAAAUCAGCACUUCAAACCUGAACUAAUGGUGCUAUAGAAUGGCACAUACCUUCUCAUAUUAGUGUGGUUUUGUUUUUUGCCUGGCCUAGCUAUUAAAACUUACCACAUACUCUUUCUAGCUGCCUUCUAUCGCUACCAAUUUUUUUUGAAAAUGACUCCAUUUUUUGGUUUCCUAAUAGAAGAACUGAAAUACUACUUUAAAAUUAUUAAAGAAGAAUAAAAUCUUGUCCUAAAUGGCAAUUUUCAUUGAAAAAUUUGGAGCUAGU
Messenger RNA from Gryllus bimaculatus (two-spotted cricket), 3689 nucleotides. NCBI's taxonomy places the organism in Eukaryota, Metazoa, Arthropoda, Insecta, Orthoptera, Gryllidae. The record is from the annotation of a GenBank genome assembly.